GUUAAAUCGCGCUUUUUGAUUAUAUUUGUUUUAAACGCGAGUGAUGCCGACGCGACGACGCCUUCGGUGAUUCCGAUUUCGUGGAUUAUUUUCUAAUCGGAAAAAAUGUUCCAUUUAAUGGCGGUUUUGCUGCCGCUGUCCUUCUUCGGUGCGUUAGCGGCAAAGGUCACCGCCGACUACGACAACAGAACGCACGAUACCGGUCACAGUUCCGACUUCCAUCUCGAGUACGUCCUUCUGGAAGACGAAACGCAUCCCUGUUCCAGACCGUGCGUCCGCGAUCAGCCGCCCAUGAUAUGCCGCUACCAUUUCAAAGUGGAAAACUACUUCACCCUCACCAAGGCGUGCCAUGACUGUCCUAAAAAAAAGAGCGACUGUUUCCGUAAGGACUGUGUUCCGGGUGACGGCCAUAGCAGGGGGGUGUGCUCGGUCAACAGGAAAAUACCAGGACCUGCAAUUGAGGUAUGCCAGGGCGACCUUAUCGAAGUCGACGUGGAGAAUCACUUGAUGAACGAAGGCACCACGGUGCACUGGCACGGCCAGCAUCAAAAAGACACCCCGUACAUGGACGGUGUGCCCUUCGUCACCCAGUGCCCCAUAUUGCCUUACACGACGUUUCGGUAUACCUUCAGGGCGGUCAAUCACGGCACCCACUUCUGGCACUCGCACCUCGGCAUGCAGCGGGUGGACGGAUGUUUCGGGCCGAUGAUAGUGAGGGUGCCGGCCGAAGAUGACCCCCACGAUCAGUUCUACGACCACGACUUGAACGAGCACGUCAUGGUGCUGAUCGAUUGGGAGAAGGAGACGGGCUUGGAGAAGUUCUUAUCCCACCAUCACAGUAUCGGCGACAAUAAGCCGGCUACGCUUUUGGUGAACGGCUUUGGGAGGUUCAAGGAGUUCGAUGGCGACGACAACGUCACCAUUUACACGCCGGUGGCCAGGUUUCGCGUAGAGCAGGGCUACCGAUACCGUUUCCGGGUCAUAAACGCGGGCUUCCUGAACUGUCCCAUAGAACUGUCCGUAGACAAUCACACUUUGAAAGUAAUAAGCUCAGACGGCAACGACUUCGCGCCAGUUGAAGUUCAAUCCUUGGUCACCUACGCCGGCGAGCGCUUCGACUUCGUCCUCUCGGCCGACCAGCCCAAAAACCUCUACUGGAUGCGAUUUAGGGGGCUCAUGGACUGCGACGAGCGCUUCUUCAGGGCGCACCAGCUGGCAGUGGUGGAGUACAAUGGGUUCGAAGUCGCCGAGCAGGUCCUCGAUAACGACGAGUACCUGCCUCCGGGCGAUCCGGACUACGACAACUCGAAAAGGGAAGGCAAGGUGAGUCUUUGGAAGCGCUCGAAAGAGGGCGCUACUACUGUUGCUGUUUGUCCACAGCAAAUGAACGCUCUGAACCGGGGAACCGAAGACAACUCUACCGAAUUCGUCAGCAUGCCCCAGUUGGAGUCGUUGCAGAAGUGGGAUGCCAGCUUAAAGACGCACCCGGACUAUCAAUUUUACAUCGCCUACGAUUUUUAUAACCUCAACAACCACAACUUUCACAGGCCAGGAUACGAGUUCUACAACGUGUCACCGUCGACCAAUCAGCUGCAAACGCCCCAAUUCAACCACAUCUCGAUGAAAGUGCCGUCGUUUCCCCUAUUACCGCAAAGGGACGAAGUUACCGAGGGCAUGUUCUGCAACGAAAUGACCGUCAAAGACCAAAACUGCACCACCGAGUACUGCGAAUGCUCACACGGCUACGAGAUUCCUCUGAACUCCGUGGUGGAACUGGUGUUGAUCGACGAAGGUUUUGCGUACGAUGCGAACCACCCGUUGCAUUUACACGGCUACGCGUUUAGGGUGGUGGCGAUGGAAAGGAUGGGGAUGAACGUUACGGUGGACGAUGUGAAGAAAAGAGACGAAGCGGGUUUGAUCAAGAGGAAUUUACUAGACGCGCCGCUUAAGGACACGGUGACUGUGCCGGACGGGGGUUACACGAUCGUUAGAUUCGAAGCGAACAAUCCAGGAUAUUGGAUCUUCCAUUGCCAUAUCGAGUUCCACGCGGAGAUCGGCAUGGCUUUGGUGCUGAAAGUCGGCGAAAACGACGAGAUGCUUCCGGUGCCCCCGGCAUUUCCGAAAUGCGGAAACUAUUUGCCUCCGGAGGACGCGGCGGGACCGCCCCCCGCGCCGCCCGACUGCAGCAGGAACCUGUUGAUAGCUAAGUUUCAGAAGUACGUCUUUUUGAAGGACUGCAACGAAAUUAACUCCGCGGCGACAUCGAGCGGAUUCGACGGCUCGUUAAUACUCGCGUCGCUGUUAUUCGCAACGUUGCAUUGACCUGGGGGGGGGGGGGGGGGCACCAAUAGUUCGCAGAUUAUGUGCGGUUAGUUUUGUUACUUUGACGGUACAAUUGAAAUUUGGCAAGCCAGUAGUUUUAAACAAUUUGUUAUAUUUUGGCAACCCUUUAACUAGUUUUUUUUUAAAUGAUCAAUUUUUUUUGCUAACAAAUUGUUUGUAACCUUUUGACGUAUAGAAAAGAGCAGCUAAUUAUGCAGCUAAUGUCGACGCUACGCCACUUUGUCUCUUCUAGUUUUUAAUUAAAAAAACCCAUCUUUUUCCGAAAUUGCUUAAUAUUUAUUUAUUUGCCAACAAUUACAUAAAUAUUGACUAAAACUAAUGUAUGUAUAUUAGAUGUGUAGAAAAAGUGCAGUAUUCUUAAGCGUUAAGAUAAUAUUAAGACUGAUGAAUAUUGUGAUAUUGAAUGUAAUGGUCCUUUUA
Molecule: messenger RNA, 2763 nt
Organism: Cylas formicarius (sweet potato weevil)
Lineage: Eukaryota; Metazoa; Arthropoda; Insecta; Coleoptera; Brentidae
Gene: Mco1
Exons: 10
Coding region: 106-2322 (738 amino acids)
Biological process (GO): iron ion transport
Cellular component (GO): plasma membrane
Molecular function (GO): oxidoreductase activity; copper ion binding
Source: RefSeq, a predicted model, not a curated record